AUGGAUCAUAACGGAGAUAACGAGAGCUAAUAGAAUGAUGAUGUAGUCAAUUCUAUAAAAUCUGGAGAUGUACCCAAAAAAAAGCGAAUAAUUUUGAGGUUUCCUGAUGGCACAUAUUCACACGCUCUGAAAUUCGGUGAUAGCGAUUCAUGGCUUGAAAUGAAAAUGAAUAAUGAGAAUCAAAACAGAAGAGCAGGAGUGAACAGAAUUUAAAUAUUGUAAAUUGAGGACGAGGUUGAGUAUAUCAUUAACAACAUUGACUUUAUGUUAGAUCCAGAGCAAGCGAUGAACAAAUACAAUGAGCACAGAAGAAAUCUUACGUAUUUCCUAGUUAUCAACUUUGUCUUUGAGAUAAUGCUUUACUAUUACUUAUUUAGCAAUAUGGACUUCAUUAUAUCAUAGUUGAGUGAGAUUUACAGAGAUCUUACUAUUGAAAAGCUAAAUAGAGUCUUUAAACUAAGCAAUGGGAUCGAUAUUAUUGUUAAUAUGUUUAUGUACUCUCUUGGAUAUAUGGCCUUGAAAACACAUAAGAUAACAAUUUUUAAUGCGUAUCACUGGGUAUUAAUGAUUGCAAUUUUCUCUAGAAUAGUUAUAUCCUACCUAAACAUGUAAACAUUUGGGAGUUUUAUUUGA
This is a messenger RNA of Stylonychia lemnae, 633 nucleotides long. The record is from the annotation of a GenBank genome assembly. NCBI's taxonomy places the organism in Eukaryota, Ciliophora, Spirotrichea, Sporadotrichida, Oxytrichidae.